GCAGAGACGGAGGGAGAGGAGAUGGCGGUGUCUGGCGAUGGAGGUGGUAUUGCAACAUUGAGCAGGGUGCUGGCAAUGGGCUGGGCUGGUACGUCGGUGGCCACGUUGGGCGCAGCAGGCGGUGCCUUGCCGAGAGGAGGAGGUGACGGCAGCGAUACCAUUGGCCAGCGGCCCCCUCUCGCCCAUGCCGGCCCGCCAAGGCUCCACCAAUCCCAGCAAGCCACGGAGGUCCAAUCGUAUGCGGAGAACCGUCGACACCAUGCCUUGGACCAACCGGAUCACCGCAGAACCGAGGUCUUCGAGGCAGAUGACCAAUCGGUGAUCGACCUCCUGUACUGGGAGGAUGUGAAGAAGACGGGCACUCUGUUCGGUGCCAUCAUCCUCACCCUCUUCUCCCUGACCCAGUUCAGCAGCAUCAGUGUGCUGGCCUACCUAGCCCUCUCCGCCCUCUCCCUCACCAUCAGCCUCCGUCUCUACACCUCCGUGCUGCACCUGCUCUACAAAACACAGGAGGUCCAUCCAUUCCAGAGCUACCUUGAUUUGGACAUCUGCUUCUCGCAGGAGCAGUUGCGGAAGUACUCGGAGGCGACGGUUCUUUACCUCACCAGCUCGGUGGACCACCUCCGCCGGCUCAUCCUGGUCGAGGACCUGCUCGAUUCACUCAAGUUCGGAGUGCUGCUGUGGCUGCUGACGUACAUCGGGGCCCUGUUCAAUGGACUGACCGUCACCAUUCUGGUGGUGGUCGGAGUCUUCAUCGUUCCCCUAAUCUACAGGAAGCACAAGGCUCAGAUUAACCAAUACCUCGGACUCCUGAGAGGACAGAUCAAGGACCUGACAGCUAAAAUCCAGGCCAAGCUCCCGGGAUCGAGACCCAAGGCGGAAUAGCGACGGAAGAACAAGAACCCCAAGAUCCAACUCCGGGAGCCAGUUACAUUCACCCACAGUUGUUCAGUGAUAGUCUUAACCUUGCCAGCUGUCUAACGCACCAGCGCUGGGAACCACGCACGCACACACACACACACACACACACUCACACACACACACACUCAAACCCACCCCCGUCUCCAAGCAAUGAAGAUCUGCCCCCCCGUUCAGAUGAAGUAAACCUGGUUUAAUGUGGAUUCGGGCCCAAGUCACCCUUUAAGAAAGAACUGCACAGAUGCUGGAACAGUCGAAGGUAGACAAAAAUGCUGGAGAAACAGCGGGUGAGGCAGCAUCGAUCAAUGCUGCCUCACCCGCUGAGUUUCUCCAGCAUUUUUGUCUACCCUCAAGAAGCAAGCUGGCCACAACUCCACAUCCAUACCACGUGACCUUGUGUGAUCCCGGGGGUUUGGGAGGGGGGAGGUGGAGUUGGGAAUGCCAUUGAUCUCGGCAGGGUCAGGAUUUUGACUGGGUUUUGGGAAUGGGGAUGGGAGGGGGUGGGAAACAGGGGAAUUGUUGGGUGGGGGGCUUUCAAUGGAGCGGGAGGGGGAUUGAGAGAGGUGGGGCAGGUGGGGUACAGGAUACGGGGCAUUUUAGGGGGUGGGCAUUGAAGGAGUGGUUUAUUUAGGGGACAGCGAUUUGUCCUUGGGCAGGGUUAACGGAGUGGGUUCGGGUCACCAUUGGGUUAAUAUGGGUCUGGGAUACAGGACCUUGUGGGUGAGAUGGCAAUGGGCCGAGGGAAUUGAGGGUUAGGAGAUACAUUGGGAAGGGUUUAGUUUCAGCUCAGGGUGGGAUUUGAUGAAGGGUCUCAAAC
This is a messenger RNA of Amblyraja radiata (thorny skate), 1735 nucleotides long. Its product is annotated as reticulon-1-A-like. Lineage: Eukaryota; Metazoa; Chordata; Chondrichthyes; Rajiformes; Rajidae. Bases 22 to 885 code for a protein of 287 amino acids. Gene Ontology annotation, biological process: neuron differentiation; brain development; endoplasmic reticulum tubular network formation. The transcript has 7 exons. Gene Ontology annotation, cellular component: postsynaptic density; neuron projection; endoplasmic reticulum membrane. The record is from RefSeq and is a predicted model, not a curated record.